Paramecium sonneborni is the source of this 1450-nucleotide messenger RNA. The record is from the annotation of a GenBank genome assembly. Lineage: Eukaryota; Ciliophora; Oligohymenophorea; Peniculida; Parameciidae.
AUGUCUUCAUAAAUAUAAGUUUGUUUAGACACGUUGGCUUUUGAUUAAAUUGAAGAUAUAGCCUUGAUUAACGGAUAAACUUCAAUUUAGCUGAAUGUAUAUACACCCUUUAGCUAAUAUUGUUUUGAAAGUAUUACAAUUGAUAAAAUCAGGCACUAAGCCAAUUAAGGAAUUUUAUGAUUAUGUGUAACAUAUUCAAAAACAUGGAUUUAUAUUAUUAAGCUUAGAUAAAGCUUAAAUUGAUUUACUACAGUCUGUAAAGGAUAAAAAGAAAACAAUUAUUGCAAUUAAUAAAUUGAUAAAUGAGCUAUUAUAUAGAAGAGAUCUAAUAACAAAAUAAAGAGUAAAAAAUUAUAUUAUUUAGAGACCAUUAAUUUGCUGGGCUUGAAUUAAUAAAUUGAAGUAUAUUCAUAAAAGAAAACUUUGGUAAUUUUUCAUAUAUAUAAAAGAAUAGAUUCCUAAUAUUAUAAUGGGUUUUAAAAUUUCUGAUUCUAAUCUCACUGCAUCGUAAAUGAUAAUUGUUAAUUAAUAUUUGAUUGUAACUUUAGAAAAUUAGAGUUAAUUACAAAAAUUUGGCAAAAUCUGGAAUUUGAUUGAACCUGAAAUAAUGGGUUAAUUGAUGAUAUUUUUAAUUGGAGAAACUACUCCUUUCCAAAGAAUUUUUGAAAAAUAUUAUAGUUUUAAACUAUUUUGUGUGGAAAAUAGUAAAUUUUAAAAUUAUAAUUAGUUAAUGAUAAGCUUAUAGUAGGUACAUGUUAAGGAACAUUAAUUAUAUACUCUAUGACAGAACAUUCCAUCCAAGAAAAGGGAAUUAUUUAAGUUUUAACGUCUCCAAUAUACAGAAUCAAUAAUUUUAAUUAAGAAAUUUAUCUUGUUACAGAUAGUUAAAUUAAGAUAUUGGAAUAGUAGAAUUUUGAAUUGAUUGGAGGAGGAAGUCUCAAAAAUAGAUUAUAAACAUCUUGGAUUACAUGUUUGAAUUUUGAUAACAAAGAGAAGCUAUUGUUUUUAGGUAAAAAAAUAAAAUAAAUAAAUAGGAACUUCUUAAGGAUUUAUUUUGGUUUAUAAACGAACCGAAAAACUAGAAUUUUUAAAUUAAAUUAAUUUUAAUGUUAAUACUGCAAUUAAAUCUCUAUAAAUUAUUGAAAAUUACCUUUAUCCAUGCACUGAAAAUGGAGUAGCUAUUAUACAAAUGAAAUAUAAAGAUAAUUAAUUUUAAUACUAGGAAAAAACAGCAUUUGCAAGUUAAUUGAAAUUGGUUGGGUUUCAAAAAUCCUUAACUUCAGUUUUUGGAUUUACAUAAUGUGGAUUAAUAGUUUAAUGGAAUCCAGAAAAUGGUUAAAUGGAUUAAGCUUAUAGAAUAGAUAAAAAUUGUUUAUAUGGAUUACACUAUUAAAAUUAAAUAUAUAUCGUUACAAGUGAAUAAAUGAUUCAUAUAAUUAAUUUUUAAUGA